Molecule: messenger RNA, 3486 nt
Organism: Eimeria acervulina
Lineage: Eukaryota; Apicomplexa; Conoidasida; Eucoccidiorida; Eimeriidae
Product: pre-mRNA splicing factor RNA helicase, putative
Exons: 19
Coding region: 1-3486 (1161 amino acids)
Biological process (GO): spliceosomal complex disassembly
Cellular component (GO): catalytic step 2 spliceosome; intracellular anatomical structure
Molecular function (GO): ATP binding; RNA binding
Source: RefSeq, a predicted model, not a curated record
AUGGAGCAGCUUGAACGCCUCAGCCUCAUCUCGCGCAUUGCAACGGAACUCCACAACCACUGGGGAAUCAGCGAUAAGGACUUAGCGGAGUUUGUGCUGCAUUUGGGCGAAGAGUCGAAGUCUUUGGAGGAAUUCAGAGCGAAGUUAAAGUCCAACGGCUCUGCAGUAACUCAGGCCCUGGCUGUGAGUCUGUACACCUCAAUCUCACGCUUUGUGUCGCGCACUAAGGCCCCCAAAACUGCAGCAACAAACAGCAGCAGCAGCAGCAGCAGCAGUAGUAGUAGUAGUGGUGCAGGAAGCGGCAGCAGCAGCAAUGCGGGAAGCAGCAGCAGCAGCAGCACAUCACCAACCCCUGCAAGCCACUAUAAAGAGGAGAAAGCCGCCUCUUCACCUUCACCUACCAGCAGCAGCAGCAGCAGCAGCAGCAGCAGCAGCAGUGGAGGAGUGAAGCCGCUUCCAGCAACUGCAUUUUCUUUGUCUAAUCAUCCGCCAACUGAAAAAGAAUUGAAGUUUCCGGGCCUCUGCAUGCAAAAUAGAUUUGAUAGACCUGAGUUGCAGCUAGAGAGGCCUGAUGAACAUGCUCCUCUCUCUGCGCAUGCACAGAAGCUGCUAGAGAGAGAGAAAGAUGACAAAGAAUUAUUAAAAGAGCAGCAAGAGGCAUUCAAUAGAGCGAAGAACGGAGGUUAUUGGGGAGGAAAGGACAGCAGCAGCAGCAGCAGCAGCAGCAGAGGCGGUUUCAGUGCAACGGGAGCGAACGCCCUGCCUGUGGGCGGUGGAUCCCCAGCAGCAGCAGCAGCAGCAGCAACAGCAGCAGCAGCAGCAGAUGAAAGCUUGAAUUUCUGCGGAAAGAAGAGGGCCCCUCUUGAACGCUACGGUAUUUAUGAUGGCAUAGUAACGCGCAUUAUGGAGUAUGGGGCUUUUGUUCAAUUAGAUUUAGCAGAAGGAAGAAGAGAAGGGCUUCUGCAUGCAGCAGAUAUGAGCAGGCCAGAUGGAGGCCCCUGCGUCAGCGCGGAUGCCGUAAAGAAGGGACAGCUGGUGAAGGUGAAGGUGCAUGCAAUUGCUGGGAGUCGUUUGUCUCUGACAAUGCGAGAAGUCGACCAAGCUACAGGCAGAGACCUCAAACCUAGAAAUCUACAAUCAGGAAAUGCAGCGGGGUCACGUGCUGCUCUGUUUGAAUCUCUUGCUGAGGAGCAUGCACAGGCAUUAGAGAAGAAGGGUCUUGGCCGCAUUACAGGAGUGAAGAUAAACAUUGAGUCUACAGAAGAAGAGACAGCUUAUGCAAGAAAGAGAAAGCUGAUGUCCGACUACGACAAGUGGGAGGCGCAGCAGCUGCAGCGCAGCGGUUUGGUGAGCAGCAAAGAAAACCCUUAUUAUGAUGAAGAGGCUGGGGGUUUGCUGCCUUCACAAGAAGCAGAAGAAGACGUGGAGAUAGAAGUUGUAGACGAAGAGCCCCUCUUCCUUAGAGGACAAACCACCAGGGCUGGCAUGCAGCUGUCUCCGGUGAAGAUUGUCGCCAACCCAGACGGGUCUCUUGCUCGAGCAGCAGCAACAGCGCAGUCCCUCGCAAAGGAGAGGAGAGAUGUUCGCCAAGCGCAGGAGGCGGCGAUCCUGGACUCGAUCCCCAAGGAUAUGUCGCGGCCCUGGGAAGACCCAAACCCUCAGCCUGGAGAAAGAACAAUUGCUCAGGCCUUGCAAGGCCUAGGACAAACAGGUUAUGAAAUGCCUGAGUGGAAGAAGCUGUACUUGGGGAAGAAUGUGUCGUUUGGUAUAAAGAGUACUUUGUCUAUUGCGGAGCAGCGACGGUCUCUGCCGAUAUUUAAGUUAAAAGAGCAGCUGCUGAAGGCCAUUACCAACAAUCAAGUCCUCAUUGUUAUUGGGGAGACAGGCAGCGGGAAAACAACACAAAUGACGCAGUAUAUGGCUGAAGCGGGCCUCGUUACACCUGGGAGACUCAUCGGCUGUACUCAGCCCAGAAGAGUUGCAGCAAUGAGCGUAGCUAAACGCGUUGCAGAGGAAUUCGGGUGCCGUCUUGGACAGGAAGUGGGGUAUUCGAUUCGUUUUGAAGACUGCACCUCUGCAGACACCAUAAUUAAAUAUAUGACAGAUGGCUUGCUGCUGCGAGAGGCCUUAGUCGAUCCGCGUCUCCAGCGUUAUUCCGUAGUUAUGCUGGAUGAAGCCCACGAGCGAACUAUCAGCACGGAUGUUCUCUUUGGUCUCCUUAAGGAGUGCUGCCGUCAGCGUCCAGAUUUUAAGUUGAUAGUAACGUCGGCGACUUUGGAUGCGGAGAAGUUUUCGAAUUACUUUUUUAAUUCAAGGUGCAGAAAAUGUGUUGUAGCUACCAACAUUGCAGAGGCUUCCCUUACCAUUGACGGUAUUUAUUUCGUAAUUGAUCCUGGGUUUGCAAAGGUAAAGAUGUACAACCCAAAGUCAGGCAUGGAUGCACUCACAGUCGCGCCUAUCAGCCAAGCAAACGCGAGGCAGAGGGCUGGGCGUGCUGGUCGCACGGGACCUGGGAAGUGUUAUCGUUUAUAUACAGAGGCAGCAUACCGUUGUGAAAUGCUGCCUACUGCAGUUCCUGAGAUACAGAGGACGAAUUUAGAAAACACAGUGCUGCUGUUGAAAGCAAUGGGAGUAAACGACUUAUUAAAUUUUGAUUUCAUGGAUCCCCCUCCUGUACAAACCCUAAUUAACUCUUUAGAAACACUCUUCGAGCUAGGAGCUCUUGAUGAUGAAGGUCUUCUUACUAAACUCGGGAGAAAAAUGGCUGAGUUCCCCAUGGAGCCUCAACUCAGCAAAAUGCUGCUUACUUCUGUUGACCUUAAAUGCAGCGAUGAAGUUAUCACUAUUGUCGCUAUGCUCUCCGUGCAGAAUGUCUUCUAUAGACCUAAGGAUCGUCAGGCAUUGGCUGAUCAGAAGAAGAGCGGCUUUCAUCAGCCCGAAGGAGACCAUAUUACUUACCUCGAACUCUACCGCGCUUGGCAACGCAACAGAUUCAGCAAUGCUUGGUGCUAUGAAAACUUUAUUCAGCACCGGGCGCUGCGGCGAGCGCAGGACGUGAGGAAGCAACUUAUAUCUAUUAUGGACCGAUACAAACUCGAUAUUAUCUCUGCAGGCAAUGACUACAAGCGCAUUCGUCGAUGCAUAUGCGCAGGUUUCUUUCGCCACGCGUGCCGCGUAGACCCACAAGAAGGCUACAGAACGCUCGUAGACCAUCAACAAGUUUUCAUGCAUCCAUCCAGUGCCUUGUACAACCGCAACCCUGAGUGGCUGGUAUAUCACGAGCUGGUCUUGACUACUAAAGAGUAUUUGCGGGACUGCUGCACCAUCGAACCUCUUUGGCUGUGCGACGUCGCUCCGAAGCUCUUUAAACCUGCAGACCAGCAGCGUCUGUCUCGUCGUAAGAUGCGGGAGAGGAUUGAGCCCCUCUACAACCGCUUCGAAGAACCCAACGCCUGGAGGCUGUCACGCAGACAAGGCAAAAGGUAG